This is a messenger RNA of Periophthalmus magnuspinnatus, 2558 nucleotides long. It is a transcript of the gene ca8, whose product is annotated as carbonic anhydrase VIII. The record is from RefSeq and is a predicted model, not a curated record. The coding region runs from base 308 to 1153 and encodes 281 amino acids. NCBI's taxonomy places the organism in Eukaryota, Metazoa, Chordata, Actinopteri, Gobiiformes, Gobiidae. Gene Ontology annotation, molecular function: zinc ion binding; carbonate dehydratase activity. The transcript has 9 exons.
AAGAGGCUGUGAUUGUUGGAAAAAUGCCAAUGCUUGCAAGUACACCUGCAGUUUGGAGAGAAAGAAGGUGGGAUGAGUUAUGUGAGGAAAGAGAGACAGAGGGGAGGAGCUGUAGAGGAAGAACCAAAGCACAUCACAUAGUAACUCUGAGUGAACUGCUAGAGCCAGGACUAGUGAAAGGGGCUGUUGUCAAAAGUUGGAAGCCGGUUUAGCAAAGAGUUUUGAAGCCAAGUGACGCAUAAUAGCUGCAGCAAAGACAGGGAGGAGGUUUGGAUAGGACUUACAAGUGCAACCACAACUAACAACCAUGGCUGAUAAUGUGAAUGAAGAGGCAGAGUAUAACAAGAGCAAAGACGAACUGGAUUGGGGAUAUGAAGAAGGUGUAGAGUGGGGACUACAUUUCCCAGCAGCCAAUGGAGAGUACCAGUCUCCAAUCAACCUAAACUCCAGAGAGGCCCAGUAUGACCCCUCCCUUUUGGAUGUGGGCUUGUCUCCAAACUAUGUGGUGUGUCGGGAUUGUGAGGUCAUCAACGACGGCCAUACUGUCCGCAUCCUCCUCAAGUCCAAGUCAGUGGUUACUGGAGGACCUCUCCCCAGUGAUCACGAGUAUGAGCUUCAUGAAGUUCGAUUCCACUGGGGCAAAGAGAACCAGAGAGGAUCAGAGCACACAGUCAACUUCAAGGCUUUCCCAAUGGAGCUCCAUCUAAUCCACUGGAACAGCACACUCUUCAAUAGCCUGGAGGAUGCUCUAGGCAAGAAGAAUGGUGUCCUCAUCAUCGCCCUGUUUGUACAGAUUGGUAAAGAACAUCUGGGGCUCAAGGCUAUUACGGAAGUAUUACAGGAUCUACAGUACAAGGGAAAGAGCAAGAUAAUCCCCUGCUUCAACCCCAACACUCUAUUACCUGACCCUUUGCUAAGAGACUACUGGGUGUAUGAAGGCUCCCUGACCACUCCUCCCUGCAGUGAAAAUGUAACGUGGAUCCUCUAUCGAUACCCUCUCACCAUCUCACAAAUACAGAUUGAGGAGUUUCGAAGGUUGCGGUCCCACACCAAAGGGGCAGAGUUACCUGAGGGGAAUGAUGGAUUAUUAGGGGACAACUUCAGACCCACACAGCCCCUCAGUGACAGGACGGUCCGAGCAGCCUUCCAGUGACUUCAGCUUCGCACCAUUAACCUCACACAGCAUGAGGACCCACCAGUACAGGUGUAAAAGGGAGUGAAGAGGAGGUAUAGAUAGACCUGAACUGCACCUCGGCCCCAUGACUAAGCAUCUCCAUCUUUAUAAUUUGUGUGUGUGUGUGUAUUGUGCAGUUCUUAGACAUUUUAAUUUGUGCAUACUGUGGCAUACUGUGAGUGUUUGCUUUUUGAUGAAUGCCCUGAUUAGAAGUUGUUUUAGUCUUUCAAGAGGAAACAUUAACCACAAAUGUUCACCAAUUUACUUUCAUGCUUAACAAUGUAGGUUAUGUACCAAAGACCCCUAAACAAAACGUCCAUGAUUACAACAAUUAAAUAUUUAUGUGUUUGAAAAGCUAUUUAAGUUGUGUUUUGGUUAUGAUAGAUUUGGUAAAAGUAACAUAUUUGUUGCUAAAGGGUUCAAACAGAUGCUUACCAGAACUAUUGUCAUGUGAUUUAAUUGGUAUUUUUGAAUUUCCAUGUCAAUUUUAUUUCUAAAUUUUGUUCUUUAUUAUGUUUUUUACAGUAAAAUUCAUAUAACGUUGUGUUCUUUCUAAAAUAUAAGACAUGUGUAUGGCAUUUUAAGGUACUAUGCUUCAAACUAAACAGAAAUAAACUGUGAGAAUUUAAGACUGUUACAAAAUAAACCGCUAAUGGACUGAAAAAUCUGUGUUGUCCCAUUUAGUAUGUUGUUGCUAAAAUGUACUCAAUACUCAGGUCUCUGCUCAGGUCUCUGCACUGGCUUCCUGUAGCUCAAAGAAUAGACUUUAAAGCAGCUCUGCUUGUGUAUAAGUCUUUCCAUGGCCUAGGUCCAAAGUAUAUCUCUGACAUGUUAGUGCCAUAUGAACCAUCUCGCAAUUUGAGGACUUCAGGGACCGGCCUCCUGCUGGUGCCCAGAGUCAGGACUAAACAUGGGGAAUCAGCGUUUCAGUUUUAUGCAGCUAAAACUUCAAACACUCUUCCUGAAGAUGUGAGACAGGCCUCUACUUUGACAAUAUUUAAAUCCAGGCUCAAAACGGUUCUGUUUAGCUGUGCAUACGACUGAAAGGUUUUUAUUCUGCACUCUUCUCCUUUAAUGGUAAUUUUAUGAUGACAAAAAAAACAUGGACUGAUGGACUUUUAUUAGACAUAGUAAAGUGACAGGAAAGUAUUUGAGAAGUGACAGGAAAGUUUUUUGUAAAGUAAUGGGAAAGUUCUUAAACUGAGCAAGACAGUGUUUAAAGAGUGCGAGAGAGAGUUUUUAAAGGGUGCAAACAAGUGGGUGAGAGAGUUGCAGAUUAUUUAUGUUUUGAUUUGUGUGAUUUUAAUGUUUUUCUUAUUCUGUAAAGCACUUUGAAUUACAUUAUGUACGAAUUGUGCUCUACAAAUAAACUUGCCUUGCCUUG